This is a messenger RNA of Engraulis encrasicolus (European anchovy), 2839 nucleotides long. RefSeq lists its product as uncharacterized. The record is from RefSeq and is a predicted model, not a curated record. Bases 252 to 2216 code for a protein of 654 amino acids. Gene Ontology annotation, biological process: immune response; negative regulation of T cell proliferation; positive regulation of T cell proliferation. Gene Ontology annotation, cellular component: external side of plasma membrane. NCBI's taxonomy places the organism in Eukaryota, Metazoa, Chordata, Actinopteri, Clupeiformes, Engraulidae. The transcript is spliced from 19 exons.
ACGGAACGAGUUGACUCACAUUAAAGCUAGGGUGAAGGUAAAAAUGACUGAGUUUUACAGAUUUAAGAUUGACUUGUUAUGUACAGUGCAACAAAAAGAAACAUUAGGACAUGAAAUCGGACACCUUGGCAUGUUUCUGUUUUGUGAAAUAUUCUGAAAGGCCAGGGAAGUGGACGUUAGGACAACAAAUGGAGGAAUGACAACUUUUCUCAGACCAUCUCAAUGCUUACAAUUUGCACUGGCGUGUGAUUAUGGAUGCCUGUGCCUGUGUCCUGGCAGUUCUAUUGUCAGCAGCCCACGGGUUUAGUCUCCAGGGUCCCUCUGGUCCACUUGUUGCCCAGCUGGGAGGGUCUGUCCUGCUGCCCUGUGCUGCUGAAUCCCCCCUGCCUCUGGAGGAGCUGGAGGUGGAGUGGAGAAGAGCAGACUCUGGUGCCCUGCUGCACCUCUUCCAGGAGGGAGAGGAGAGACCAGAGUCACAGGAUCAAGCGUACAGGGGACGAGCUCACUUCUUCCCUGAAAAGAUAGCACGGGGAGACUACUCCCUUCUUCUUGAAAAUAUCACAGUCAGUGACAGGACUUUGUUCAGAUGUGUGGUCUACACAACGCUAGACUCCGGUGAAACUACAUGUGAAAUUCAAGUGGAGUUUUUAAUGGUACAUGGAUUCGUCCAUACUGUCUUUGGCCAUGUUGGUUGGGAGGUGGUCCUUGACUGCUUUGUGGAAUCCCAUGUUCCACCUGAAGAACUGGAGGAGGUGAAAUGGAAGAGAACAGACCAGGACAUCUUAGUUCUGCUUUACCAAGACGGCAUGGUCCACUCAGAUUCUUCACACGAACGAUAUCUAGGUAGAACUGAGUUUUUCACAACAGAAAUCUCCAAAGGUAACUUCUCUCUGCGACUGGGGAGUCUGAGGACUGAGGACAAAGGCGAGUAUGUCUGUGAAGCACACCAUGGUCUUCGAUCCGGAAACACGACAGUUGAAUUGCCGAGUCUUAGUCUCUCUGCUGUGCACCAUGUGAUCUGGGUGCUAUGCAUUACAGCCUUUGGACUCAGCAUAGCAUCUUUGGUUCAUUUCAUCCAGACAAAUAAAGAGUCUGACUCGAAGGCCAUGCAGGUGCACAUAUCACUGGUCAUUGUCCCCAACAUCUUACUUUGUGUGGCAUUUAUUCUCUGGGGAGUAUGCAGUGAGGGUUUCACUGAUGAAGCGGCUUUGUGUGCAACAGUCAGCUUGACACGCGUAGUUUGCUGCUUCUGGAUCAGUCCACACCUGCAUAAAUUCCCAAACUCUUUGCAGAGAGCCAUCAAGCUAUUGGGCAUUAUGGUGCAGUAUUCUGCUAUCGCAAUAGUCUUCUAUUCAGUUGCCUUAAUCAACAGGAAAAAGAUCAGCUUCUUGGGUGAAACGGUCAUCCCAAAGAGGGAGUUUGGAGUCUACUCUGGAGUGAUACCUACAAUGUGUGUCUGUGGAUUCAUUGCUGUCUCCAUUCGGGCUAAGUGGCCAUUCCUGUACUGCAUUGAGGAAAAAGAAGAGAAACGACCACAUGGAAUAUUUUCAUUCCUAUUUAUGGAACUCUGCAACUUGUCUCAGGUUCUUUUCGUUUCAAUCAAGACAAGGUCCUUUGAUCCAGCUGAACGAAUAGCUCUCUUUGCCACCCUGGUAUUGGAGCCUUUAUUUCUAAUCAUCAUACGCAAUGUGAGGAAGAGGCUUUGCUAUGGCAAUAUGCCGUGGACUAUCACCAUGGUCGUUUUGGUACCUCUGUAUUUGGCGUCAUAUCUGUGGUGUUUGUAUCAAAUUCAGGACCAUGUAGAAAAGUAUUUUCCAUAUGAGCGUGAUGGUGUCAUGGCUGUGACAGCACUUCUUAAAGUUUUAACCGCGAUGGCUCUCUUAGAACAUCCAGGUGAUUGUCAAGGAUCAGUGAAUGGGUCAACUCCACAUCUUAUUGUGUAUGGGUUUGGAGCUACAGUGCUGAAUGCUGUGAAUGCCAUCGCCCUGACCGGAGAGCUAAUACUGAAAGCAAGAAAUGGAAGAAGAUGGACGCCUGACCUGAGACUGGUGACUCUGCCAUGUGAAUGUAUUUUUGUUGGUGGUUGUUUUUUCCUGCUGGUCUUCAAUUACUGGAAAUGCCACAGAAGACGAGAAGGGCCUACUGACAGACACCAAAGGAAUGAAGGGAGGCAUGAACACCAGGAAGAACACCAGCUGAAUGCUGUUGUGGAAUAGCCAGGCCGUGCUCCUCCUGAAGUAUUUUAAUCAUGCUAUGCCCAACAAAAUAAAGGCAUUUUAACUACAAAGAAGAUGAGUGCCUUGGUAUUUCUAAAACUUUUUUUGAAAUCAACCAAGCCUGUCACCAAAGAGCACCAUCUUAAAAAACAAGAUAGUUCCAGGAAGCACUCCACCUGGACGUCAUUCUGAACCAGUUGAAUCCUGUUGUGGAAUAGCCAGGCCGUGCGCUCCUCGUGAAGCAACACCUUCUGGGUUGAUUCUAGUCAGGCCAGGAGCAAUACAAAUAUCAUUUCUGAGUUCCAAAAAAAAUCGGGAACUCCUCCUACUUUGUCGGGAAGCAAACGCCCAGUAGCAAACCAAGGGGGGCGGGUCAACCAUGCCGUUUGGGUUAUGUGAAUUGUUAUGCUCUUGGUCAGAGAUUUGAGAGUUGAUGCUAAUCAGGCUAGUUGUGGACUACAUGACCUGAACAGCAAAAAAAAAAAAAUCCAUUUCAUGCUUUUCAAAUCAGCAAAACACAGAUGUAUUUUGACUAAGAGAGUGCUAAAGAUAUCUAAAGAUAUAUUUUUGGGGAUGGAUGGAUGUAGACCUGCAGAUGGGAGCAAAAAAAGGGUUAAAAGGGU